AUGGCUACAGCACAUCCGUUCUACAAUGAAUAUCAGGCAAACUAUUACAACUCAUGCUACAACUACUCUCAGUUGAGCCAUGAUCAAUAUAGCCCCGUUAGUGCAACGUCGCAGUUUCCCGAAAGUUCAUUGGGCCAACCACAACAACAGCAGCAGCCGUCCAUUCCGCCACUGUCUCAGUACGAAAGCCAAACAAGCGUAACGUCCUCGACGUCCGGAUGCACCUCCCAGUACCACGGCGAUGGGCAGUAUCAAUCCCCGAACCAGUAUUACGCUGGACAGCAACCCUAUUACGAGCAGUACAGUAAUCAGUUCGAUGGCUACUACAGCUAUCAGUAUCAGCCAAUCACGCCUCAUCAUCAUCAGCAGCACUCGAGCGUUGCGCUGGAGCAUAGCGUAGGCUCAUCAAAAAGCCAGGAUACUCCGCAAUUCCUGUCGCUGGCGUCUUAUCGUUCAUACAGUAACGCAACUAAGGGGCCCGAGUCCGACAGCUCCGAUGGUGGGCUUACGGCUUAUAGAAAAAUCUGCGAACCGAUUGUGGAGCCACCGAAAGCGCCAGCCGAGAAACGAAAGUGCUCGGCCGAGGAAGAUCAAGAUGAGGCCGACGAGAGGCGCGGCACAGAUGUGGAAAGCAAGACGACGGAUUCACCAGCCCUGCGAGCGUUACUCACCAAUCCGGCCAAGAAGCUUAAGUACAACCCACACUAUGCCAGCGUAGCCUCCAAAGCAUCAUUCCAACGCCCCGGUGCAGAAUGCGGUAAUGGCGUCCUUUCUCCGGCCAGCGAUCGCAUCGUGCCCGACAUAGCGCCGUUAUCCCCCAAUAAAACCGACGACAGCAUCGAUAGCCUCCUGGACAACACCAAGCAUGGUUACGAAGCGGCCGAGGGAACCCACUAUGUGAUGAGUCAUUUGGUCCAACCCAGAACGCCAUCCUACGAUGGUGUCAGCACUCCGCCCCUGUCCCCGAAGGAUCUAGAAAGUGUUGUCUCAUCGCCUCGCUUGUCACUAUCGGAAGCUGGAAAAUGGCCACAAAAUGGCGACUCUGAAGCAUCUCUCAAUAAGGAAGCUACCAAGAGGACCCGUCAGUCAUACUCUCGACAUCAGACUCUCGAGUUGGAGAAAGAGUUCCACUUCAACCGAUAUCUCACCCGGAGACGUCGCAUUGAGAUCGCCGGCCUGCUCAAACUGACUGAGCGACAGAUUAAGAUUUGGUUCCAGAAUCGUCGCAUGAAGGCCAAAAAGGACAACCAAUCGGCUUCCAGCACCCCGGACUUAGUGUUCGAUCCGGAACUCUCGCAGCCCGCACCUUCUACGAUGAUGAUGCCGUCUAUAUCCGCCGUUCACCCGCAACCUAUGUCCUACGGGGCAUCGAUGACAACCUCGCCAGCGAACACUCACCACCUCGUGCAUCCAUACCAUCAGGUCCACCAGCAAACUGGUGCAACACCUAACGGAACGGUGAACCAGUGGCCGUAUCAUCAUUCCCAAACUCCCUCGUAUCACCCACAAACGCAUCUGCAUCACCAAGCACAGCAUCAGCAGCAGCUACAAAACCAGCAAGAUCAUCUAAGCGUCGCUUCCUACGGACAAUCGGCGUACGAUCAUCACCAGUCGUCUCUGAAUUUGACGCCUUCUUAUCUUUAA
Molecule: messenger RNA, 1644 nt
Organism: Anopheles coustani
Lineage: Eukaryota; Metazoa; Arthropoda; Insecta; Diptera; Culicidae
Product: segmentation protein fushi tarazu
Exons: 2
Coding region: 1-1644 (547 amino acids)
Biological process (GO): negative regulation of transcription by RNA polymerase II; anterior/posterior pattern specification
Cellular component (GO): nucleus
Molecular function (GO): DNA-binding transcription factor activity, RNA polymerase II-specific; RNA polymerase II cis-regulatory region sequence-specific DNA binding
Source: RefSeq, a predicted model, not a curated record